Cadophora gregata is the source of this 1668-nucleotide messenger RNA. RefSeq lists its product as uncharacterized. The record is from RefSeq and is a predicted model, not a curated record. NCBI's taxonomy places the organism in Eukaryota, Fungi, Ascomycota, Leotiomycetes, Helotiales, Ploettnerulaceae. The transcript has 4 exons. The coding region runs from base 1 to 1668 and encodes 555 amino acids.
AUGGGACAACAUUACAAGGAAGUCGCAGCCAUAGCACUCAAGCGUCGCGCAGAUGCCAUUCCAAAAGAAUAUUUCCUCCCAGAAACAGCUCUCACCAAUCUCCCUCUCAAUUUAACCACGAUCCCGAGGAGCUCAGGACAUUUCACACCAGCUGAGCUUGAAAUCAUUGAGGCGGAUGCCGAGGAAAUCUUGCUGAAAAUUAAAGAGAAGAAAUGGACUUCUUUGGCUGUUACGAAGGCGUUUUGUAAAGCGUCGAUUGUGGCACAGCAGUUGACCAAUUGCUUGACGGAGAUCCUGUUUCCCGAAGCUAUUGCCCGUGCGAAAUCUCUAGAUGAGCAUUUAGAGAAGACAGGCCAGGUGGUCGGGGCUCUCCAUGGUCUUCCUAUCUCCUUGAAGGAUUGCAUGAUUACUCCUCCGCAUCCUUCAUCAAUUGGAAUGGCAUGCUACGCAAAUGAAGCAACAGAUGAGGAGACUGUUCUUGUUAGUGUUUUGGCAAAGCUUGGUGCGGUAUUUUAUGUGAAGACUAAUGUGCCGACUGCUAUGAUGAUGAUGGAGACUAUCAAUGUUAUUUGGGGUGAGACGAAUGGUGCUUAUCAUAGUGGUACGAGCUGUGGUGGGAGCAGUGGUGGUGAAGGUGCGCUUUUGGCUAUGAGAGGGAGUCCGCUGGGAAUUGGUACGGAUAUCGGAGGCAGUAUUCGCAUUCCAGGUGCUUUCAAUGGACUUUAUGGACUGAAGCCUACUUUUGGUCGUUUCCCAGUCUAUGGAACGAAAUCCGGUAUCACAGGACAAGAUUUCAUUUAUUCCAACAACGGACCCAUGUCCAGAUCAAUCGAGACUUUGAGACUCUACUGCAGAGCUGUUCUCUCAACUGAGAUCUCACCCUGGAACCUCGAUCCGAAGUGUAUCGCUGUUCCAUGGAGAGAAGAAGUAAUCCAACCCAAGGGACGCAAACUGCGAUUCGGCAUAGUCUUUGAGCACGAUGGCGAGAUCCAUGUCCAACCACCCAUCAGUCGCGGUCUUGACAUAACCAAGAAAGCUCUGGAAGCAGCUGGCCACGAAGUCUUCGAGUGGGAGCCUCUGAACCACCCAGCAAUGGCGGACGAAAUGAACCGCUCAUUCCACACUUUAGGCGCAGCAGCCAUUCUGGAUUUGACACUGCAAAAUGAAGAACCAGUCUACCCAUCUAUGAAGAACUACGAGGCGACAUACCAGAAGGGGGAGCAUGGUACUCUUGGUCCUACGAAGCUGCGAGAGAUGAUCAUCAAGAGGAAUGCGUACCAGAAAGCGUAUCUCGACAAGUGGAAUUCGACGGCUAAAGAUGGUAAAGACGUCAUGGAUGGGAUUAUCAUCGCGGCAUCGCCAUGGACAGCGCCGAGGUUGGGGUUGACACAAGAGAUUUUCUGUGUCAAUUAUACGGGAGUUUUUAACGUUCUUGAUUACCCGGCCUGUACUUUCCCCGUUACGUUUGCAGAUAAGAAUAUCGAUAACCCAAGGAAAGAUUGGAAGCCUUUGAAUGAGCUUGAUGGAAAGAUUCAGGCAGAUUAUGAUCCAGAGUUUUAUCAUGGAACGCCCGUUGCGUUGCAGUGUGUUGGCAGGCGAUUGGAAGACGAGAAAGUAUUAGAGAUGACUGCUGUUAUUGCUGAGGCUUUGAAAGCGCACUCUUCUUGA